AUGUUUUCAACUUCUCUUGUAUACGCGUCACAGAGUCCUCUGGCCUCCCUCUUUGACGUUUUCACCAAGUCCAGCGAUGGCCCCACUAACGAUCCUUUUCCUCAGGCAUCCACAAAUUCUACCAUACUCAAGUACCCAGACACCCCUGGAUAUGGCGUACGAGCUAGGGAGUCUCGGUUCUGCGAUGGUACAGUGAAAACGCACACAGGAUACAUCGACAUCGGGUCUCGUCACUUGUUCUUCUAUUACUUUGAGAGCAGAGGUCAGCCUGCGACGGAUGAUGUCAUCAUGUGGAUUCAAGGUGGUCCUGGAGGAUCAGGAAGUGUAGGACUGUUCAUGGAGAAUGGCCCCUGUCGGGCAAUCACACCCGACGGUGAAAUCAGCUACCACUCCGAUUCGUGGAACACCAACGCCAACGUGAUUUAUAUCGAUCAACCCGUUGGUGUCGGGUUCUCGUACUCUGACGCGGGCGAGACAAUCAGUACGACUGAUGCGGCUGCCAAAGAUAUCGCAACUUCUAUUGCCCUACUUUUCGACCACUUCGAGCUUGGCGAUCGGGCGUUUCAUAUCGCAGGUGAAUCGUACGGGGGCCGAUACGUCCCUAUGUUUGCGUCGACUUUGUAUGACCAGAACAGGCGCUUGCUUGCACAAGGGUUUGGGACUGUGAACUUGAAGUCGGUCAUGAUAGGUAACGGCAGUCCAGACUGGGCUUCUUUGAUUAAUAGUUUUGUCGACUUCCAAUGUUCCAUAGCACCAGUCCAGUCUAUCAGCAAGUGCGUCAAGAUGAAGAGCUUGGAGUCUCGUGUUCAACGCUGGAUGUCGGCGAGCUGCAUAGAAACAUUCGACGAGAUCAGCUGCGGAGCGGCUCAGAAAGCUGGCUGGGAUGAGUUUGUCAACGCCUAUGGAGAGACAGGCCUGAACUACUACGACUAUACUAAGGAGUGCGAAGGCGGAGCUGAGCAAUCAUGUUAUUUCCUGUUUACCUACAUGGAAAAGUACCUCAAUCGCACAGACGUACGGGAGUCCAUUAACGUAGAUUCGUCGUUCUCCGGAGGCUUCAAUAUCUCUUCGCAGGGUGUCAUGGAUGCAUUCGUGAGCAAUUUCGAUCAGGGACACAGCAGCAUGCCAUACGUUGCACAACUUCUUGAGCGUGGCAUUCGUGUACUCAUCUACGCAGGCGAGAAUGACUUCAUCUGCAACACCCGCUCUCAGGAGCUAUGGAUGAGCUCUAUGGAGUGGAGUGGAAAAGACGUCUUUGCUGUGCAAAACGUUAGAAGCUGGGAGGUCGACGGGAAAGCAGCAGGUAAAACUAAGAAUGCACAUGCACUGACCUAUGCGACCAUUGCAGGCGCAGGACAUAUGGCACCGUAUGACAAGCCUCGAGAGACGCUGGAGAUGCUUGAAAGAUGGCUAACCGUGAAAAAUCUGUAG
Coniophora puteana RWD-64-598 SS2 is the source of this 1431-nucleotide messenger RNA. RefSeq names its product carboxypeptidase Y. Gene Ontology annotation, molecular function: serine-type carboxypeptidase activity. Lineage: Eukaryota; Fungi; Basidiomycota; Agaricomycetes; Boletales; Coniophoraceae. The record is from RefSeq and is a predicted model, not a curated record. The coding region runs from base 1 to 1431 and encodes 476 amino acids. Gene Ontology annotation, cellular component: fungal-type vacuole. Gene Ontology annotation, biological process: proteolysis. The transcript has 11 exons.